Molecule: messenger RNA, 2371 nt
Organism: Vollenhovia emeryi
Lineage: Eukaryota; Metazoa; Arthropoda; Insecta; Hymenoptera; Formicidae
Gene: ERp44
Product: endoplasmic reticulum resident protein 44
Exons: 7
Coding region: 149-1435 (428 amino acids)
Source: RefSeq, a predicted model, not a curated record
GAUGUCUCGAGGAUGCCGCCACGCUCGAUUCGACGACGGGCCGCUAUAGCUCGUGGGCAAUUGACGCGCAGAGAGGCGGCCCCGUGAUUCACUGAUGGUGUUUCAAAGGCUCGUCGCACCGUCGAGUUAGUCGUCGCGAGAACGCAAGAUGCUGGCCCGCUGUGAUAUUUUUCGCGUCGAAGUACUUACACUCGCGUGUCUGCUGGUACGUUUGCCGAACAGCAUAGCAGAGGAAGUGAAAGAAGGCGCCCUUUCGCUCGCGAGUAAAAAUAUCGAUGCUACGUUAGCUGAGAAUGAACUGGUGUUCAUCAACUUUUACGCACAAUGGUGUCGCUUUAGUAAUCUAUUAGCUCCAAUAUUUGACGAAGCUGCAGACAAGGUUAGAGAAGAAUUUCCUCAGCCUGGGAAAGUAGUAAUGGCCAAGGUGGAUUGCGAUCAUGAAACGUCUGUGGCAUCUAGAUUUCACAUAACCAAAUAUCCAACAUUGAAAGUAAUAAGAAACGGGCAACCAACCAAGAGAGAAUACAGGGGGCAGCGCUCGGUAGAAGCAUUCCAAGAAUUUGUCAGAAAACAGUUGGAAGACCCUAUUAAAGAAUUUUUCAAUUUGAGGGAGCUCGAGCAACUUGACGAUAAAAAGCGCAUGAUUAUAGGAUACUUUGAAAGGAAAGACGUACCGGAAUACGAGUUGUUUAGAAAAGUCGCCACUAAUUUGAAGGAUGAUUGCCAGUUCUACGUUGGUUUUGGCACGUGCUCCAAUCAAAACUGUGAAAUUGGGCAGCAUUUACAUUUGCUGAAUGCAAGUAAAGCAAUGCAUCCUCCAGGAGAGCCUAUUAUUGCCUUCCGAUCGGAUAAGGCCCUAUCUGUAGAAGAGGACGAAACUUACAAGGGAAGUUUGUCAGUUUAUGAUGAACUAAAUGUAUGGGCGCAAGAGAAAUGUGUGCCAUUUGUAAGAGAAAUAACGUUUGAAAAUGCUGAAGAGCUGACGGAGGAGGGCUUACCGUUCCUUAUAUUGUUUCAUGCUCCUGAUGACUUGCAAAGUGUCAAGCAGUACAAAUCUAUCGUAACUAAGUCAUUACUAAGUGAAAAACAAAAUAUCAAUUUCUUAACCGCCGACGGCCUGAAAUUUGCGCAUCCGCUGCACCAUUUAGGGAAAAGCACAUCGGACUUGCCACUGAUCGCGAUAGACAGCUUUAGACACAUGUAUCUGUUCAAGGACUUCAAUGACAUUUUUGUGGAAGGAAAACUCAAGGCUUUUCUGCAGGACUUGUAUUCCGGAAAGCUUCAUCGCGAGUUCCAUUACGGUCCGGAAAUCAGUAGCAAUGAAAUACCAGUUACCGGGAAACAGGUGAAAACGCCCACAACGCCGCCGGAGUCAGCGUUUAAAAAACUGGCGCCAAGCAAAAAUAGAUAUACAAUAGUUAAGGAUGAACUGUAAUGAGAUUGAGUGCAGUACAGUGCAGCAAGAUUUUCGUAAUUAAUUUAAAUGCAAUAUACUAGAGAAGAAGUGAGCAACAUUCGGGGAUGUUCUAACAUUCGAUAUAAUUACAUAUUAUUUUCGUAGUGCGUUUGUAAUGCGAGUCUUCUAAGACCUCGACGAAUCCGUUUUUCCUCCUCCGCGGUUUAUUCCCCUCGUAUUCUUUUCGUAGGACGUUUUAAUUUACUCAUUAUUUGAUUAAAAAAAAACAUCAAUAUUAUUUCUUAAUUAUACAUGAUUUUCACAUCCAUAGACAAAAUACAACAUAGCAAUUUAUUUUUUAUAAAAAUCUCAUGUUUGCGCGAUCUAUUGUCGGCAAACGAACGGCUAAGAACAAAAGGUUCUUUUCCUUUUAAUAAGGUGUGUCUGUUCUUCUUAAAGUGAGUUGCUGCGAGCAAGUUUUAUAUCGACUGUGAAACUUUGGCAUCUACCAAUGUCAAUAAUUACGUAUCAGAUCUUUUUACAUAUACUAUAAAGCGAUCGUGCGAGUUAAUGUCGUUAUUGUUGAUCUCUGCAAUUCCGAGAUGUCCUUUAUAUGUAAAGAGAUUUGAUUUACACAAUCUCCUCUCGUAUCCCAUCGGAAAUCUUGGCACAAUAUUUAGUAACACUUAUACGUGGACACGUUCGUCGAGAAUCCGUAGCGUAAAUGUGUUCUCGAGAAUAUAUGAUAAUAUCAUGAUGCGUGCGUGCAUGUGUAUACCAUUGGCCGUAUUGCAUAUGGGGCAAUUGUUUCUGAAUGAGGUAUAUGACGAAGAGAGUGAGUGAGAGUCUGUCGUAUGAUCGUAAUAUUCGAGCAAGUGAAAUCUCAACGCGCCCUCGUAAGAUAGUCAUAGGAUGCAUUAUUUGUAUGAUUGAUGAUAUUGUUUCGCCUGUUAAUAAAUAAUUUCUAAGUCAAAA